AUGUGGCGCCAGGGCAGCUCCUGUGGCACUGGGAUGGUUGCCAGGCCCACGGCUGCUCCUUCCUCAGAACUGGGAGUGCUUGUCGUUUACUCUGUGAAUAUGGAGAGAAAGCUGAAUACUGCUGCCCAUCACACAUCUGAGUACCAAACCAAGAAGCUCGUGGUCAGGCGUGGACAGAUAUUCACCCUGAAGGUGAUAGUAAACAGACCUCUCCAAUCUCAGGAUGAACUGAAGGUGACAUUUAUUACCGGACAGACAAUCCCAUUCUACAUGGUGGAGCUUGAUCCGAUGACAUCCUACCGUUCUAAGGGCUGGCAGGUGAAAAUUGCCAAACAGUCUGGCGUGGAGAUUGUACUGAAUGUCAUCAGUGCUCCUGACGCCGUAGUGGGAAGGUACAAGCUGAGUGUGAAUGAUUAUAAAGCUGGAGUACUCUACCUUCUCUUCAAUCCAUGGUGUUCAGAUGACAGUGUCUUCAUGGCUAGUGAGGAAGAACGAGCAGAGUACAUCCUUAACGAUACCGGCUACAUAUACAUGGGUUUCGCCAAACAAAUUAAAGAGAAGCCCUGGACCUUUGGUCAGUUUGAGAAGCACAUCCUGAGCUGCUGCUUCAACUUGUUGGGCCAGUUGGAGCACAGUGAGAUGCAGAACCCAGUGAUUGUGUCCAGGGCCAUCUGUACUAUGAUGUGUGCUGCGAAUGGUGGAGUGCUAAUGGGUAAUUGGACAGGAGACUAUCCCAAUGGCACUGCUCCAUAUGUGUGGACCAGCAGUGUACCAAUCCUGCAGCAGCAUUAUGUCACCAGGAUGCCUGUACUCUACGGCCAGUGCUGGGUUUUCUCUGGAAUCCUGACCACAGCACUGAGAGCAGUGGGCAUCCCAGCUCGCAGCGUGACUAACUUUGAGUCAGCCCACGAUACAGAAAAGAACCUCACAGUAGACAUCUACCUGGAUGAAUCGGGCAAGACAAUUCCACAUCUGACCAAAGACUCUGUUUGGAAUUUCCACGUGUGGACAGAUGCCUGGAUGAAAAGGCAUGAUCUCCCGCAGGGCCAUGAUGGUUGGCAGGUCCUGGAUUCUACACCACAGGAAAUCAGCGACGGAGGCUUCCGCACUGGGCCUUCACCACUGACUGCUAUCCGCCAGGGAUUGGUCCAAAUCAAGUAUGACACCACGUUUGUGUUCACGGAGGUCAACGGUGACAAGUUAAUCUGGUUGGUGAGGCAGAACCAGGAAAGGGAGAAGAAUGUCCUCAUCGCUGUGGAGACUGCUAGCAUCGGCAAGAACAUCAGCACCAAGAUGGUGGGCGAGAACAGACGUGAAGAUAUUACCUUGCAAUACAAGUUCCCAGAAGGCAGCCCAGAGGAGAGGAAGGCCAUGGAGAGGGCCUCUGGUAAACGUACUGAUGACAAGCUCAACUCUCGGACACUGAACAACACUCUUCAGAUAUCUGUUCUCCAGAACUCUUUGGAGCUAGGAGCUCCUAUCUAUUUGACCAUAACUUUGAGAAGGAAAACCACCACCCCACAGAAUGUCAACAUUUCAUGCUCCCUCAACCUACAGACAUACACAGGCAACAAGAAGACAAACCUGGGAGUCAUUCAGAAGACUGUGCAGAUCCACGGCCAAGAAUCAAGGGUGUUUCUCACCAUGGAUGCCAGCUACUACAUCUAUAAACUGGGCAUGGUUGAUGAUGAGAUGGUCAUUAAAGGGUUCAUCAUUGCAGAAAUUGUGGAUACUGGUGAAAGGGUGGCCACUGAUACAACCCUGUGUUUCCUGUACUCUGCCUUCUCUGUAGAGAUGCCGAGCACAGGCAAGAUCAAUCAGCCUCUCAUCAUCACUUGCAAAUUCACGAACACCCUGCCCAUCCCUUUGACUAACAUCAAGUUCUCAGUGGAAAGCCUGGGCCUUGCUAACAUGAAAUCCUGGGAACAAGAGUGAUCUUGUGUCAUUUAAAUGUUCAGAGCAAAUCAGUGCUGGUUCUCAGCUUGCAGGAACAUGGGCUA
Messenger RNA from Mastomys coucha (southern multimammate mouse), 2000 nucleotides. It is a transcript of the gene Tgm4, whose product is annotated as transglutaminase 4. The coding region runs from base 1 to 1935 and encodes 644 amino acids. The record is from RefSeq and is a predicted model, not a curated record. NCBI's taxonomy places the organism in Eukaryota, Metazoa, Chordata, Mammalia, Rodentia, Muridae. Gene Ontology annotation, biological process: peptide cross-linking. Gene Ontology annotation, molecular function: protein-glutamine gamma-glutamyltransferase activity. The transcript is spliced from 14 exons.